Molecule: messenger RNA, 7424 nt
Organism: Spirometra erinaceieuropaei
Lineage: Eukaryota; Metazoa; Platyhelminthes; Cestoda; Diphyllobothriidea; Diphyllobothriidae
Source: the annotation of a GenBank genome assembly
AUGGUCCAGAAUCCACCACGUUUGUUACAUGACGAUUUCGCGUUAAUAUCGCUUUUAGAAUAUCGUUCGCGGUCUGUGUCCCAGAAUCUUCGUUCUCGGAGUUCUCUUGUUGGCAACGGCGAGGAAUUAUCUACACCAUCAAACUUAACUAACAGCCACACAGACGUUUUGAACGAUUUUAAAGUCCCUGAAAGCCCGAGUAAGUAUUCCACCUGUCUUAUUUUUUUCAGUCAGAUAAAGCCCAAGUUCUCCGAAGACAUAUAAAAGCAGAGAGAAAGGCACGGACUAACAAUCAACAGACUACUUGAUGCCUUUUUGUUAUUUUAUGCGUUCAUUUAUCACUGGCCAGUUAUGUUCACGCUGGCUGCUCGUUCCUCUAAUGCUAAAGUAUUAGUCGAUUCUGACUAGUAUUUAAUUUUGGAGGCUAAGCAAGAUGUUGACAGAAGGAGGGAAAGCAGAAUAGGCCUUCAGAUUGUUUGAUACCACCUUGCGAAAGUGUUUCUUUCAAUAAGUCUAGGGCCGUUCUGUCAAAACUCUUUAUUCACGCCUUUGCUCCCCGCCCCUCGGCAGCACUGCCACUGCCGUUCCGCGUCUGUUUAUUCGCCAGACGGCACAUCUCUCACCUAAUCACUGGAUCAUAUUACACUGUCUGCCAUUUGUGGAUGCGCCGGAUGGGCAGCAGCUUGGGCGAGGUGAAAUCCAUCUUCCCGCCUCGUCAGCAGACUGCACCAUAUGACAUUUACCCUUUUUGUUUCCUCGACGGUUUGCCUAUUUAAUUCUUUCGUUCCACAGUGCGUCCGAUCAGUUACAGACUUACGGGUCCAUGCGAUUUUUUUCCGUUGUUUGCUCGGUCGUAUUAUACGCCUGCCUCUGUAAUAUCCAAUCUACUAAUCUUUCGACGUGUUCAUUCGGUAUACGACUGUGAGGUGGGCUUCACUCAGUUAUUCGACGCAUAACUGUUUUUUUCCAGGUAACCAAUUUUCCAAAAAUUGGUAGUCAACUGGGCUAAUAAAUAGACGCCUUAACUUUAAACAUCAUGACGAUGUAUCCAAGGCCAUCAGCUAACUAACGUUAGCUACGUCUGUUCGUGCCGACCACGCAGUCUGGUUAACUUGUGAUAUGAUCUAAUCUGACCCACAUUUUGAUCCAGCGCAUCUGCAAUGUGGCUCGUCAUUUGGGGUCACAAUUACCGCCGUACAUGGGAGGAGGUGGUGACAUGUCUGGGCUUAUGUCUUCACAUCGUGUCAGCCACUGCACUCAAUCCCCUCAUCAGAUGGUCGACUGGUGCAUACGAGAGGGAAGGGAGUGAGGCCGACACUGAGGAAUCCAAUCCCACGGCACAUCAGUGCAUUCCUUGCUAUAGUCAAUUUGAUGCGCUUGUAUUUAUCACAAGUCAGUAAAAGUUGUGGCUUCGACUGCUACCAACUGAUUGGAUAACUCUGCCCUUUGCAGAAAUAAAGGUUAGACUGCAAUGGCUUCGUCAUAAUGUGGCCUUUAUGGCACUUAUGCAUGCGAGAUGAUAGUCGCCCGCGUGGAGGCCUGGUAAGUACUGUAGGACCAGGUCGUGCGUUUUAUGCGUAGAAGCGCUAUUUUGCUUUGCCGACCAUUUUGCCUGGGCCCAUCUCGGUUGUCUUGACAUUGUCUUGUCCUCGGAGCUAAGUGCUCGAGGGGGAGUGUGGUAGAUGCAUCGUAAGCCCAAUAACAUUGUAUACUAACUCACGCUCAAGUCACCGUCCCUGCGUCCACUCGCGGUGGACAUCGUCCGUAACGAUGACUGAACUUCAUCUGAAACACUCAGAAGACCGAGACUUUUCACUUAAACCCUGCGGAUUGUCCUGUCUCUGGUUCACGCUGGAUCGCGUCUCGGUCCUCCGUUCGUACCGUUUGUGCGUUGUCAUCCGCCUUCUGCCCGACCGACCAGGCAGCUGUUGCCGCUGAACGAGACACUGACACAGAGUGAGUACAUGGGUUUGAUGGAGCAAGCUUUAUAACUGAGUCGUUGCCCGUUUAACCACAGCAAACAACUCGGUUAAUAUGGAGCUGUUUGUCAAGGUGGCUUACCAGUACGCGCGCAGUUGCUCACAUGAGCGCCUGGCUCAGAUACUUGUCUCAUGUGCCGAACACACCCUCCAAGUCUGGGAAUGAUGUAUUUUCAUACCUGUGGCGAGUUGGAAAAUUCUGUAGCGUCCACCCCUUUUGUGAAUCCCUCACACAGACUUUUUGAGUCUUUUAAAUGCUCUAAACUUAGGUCACGUAGUAAUGUUUUUGGUCAAACCUUUCCCAUAAAUCUAUAGCUCGCUAGCACUCGCAUGGCCUGUAUGCAUGCAGGGACUCCCACGGAGCUGACCUGUGCGAAUGAGUUGAAGGAAAAGAUCGGCGCCUAUGUCACUAAUCCCGGUCAAUGUCACGUUUAGACAAGAUCGGUCAUGUAUUUGGAGCGGAAUAUUGCUAUUUUCAGUUACUUUUUGCUCGCAGAGGGCGCACUGAUUUUGACGGAUACAGACCCAAGUAUCUUAUUAGACUUUCUAUUUCAGCUACCCGACUGUCGAAAUUGCGCAUCUCUUUGCGAUCCAGUGCAAAUAAAACAAGAGACACAAGCAAUUUGGGUAAGUCUCCUACCAAAGUGGAAUUUCUUCUUGCUGCAUUUAUCGCCUUCACCAUACAGGUCAACAUGACCAUGGAUUUGCCCCAAACAACCCUACUUAUGCAUUAGCCUAACCGUCGCCCGGAGCCGCUUUGUCCUUUUUUGCUCCGCUCCUUAUUGGGCAUGUCUAUUCUGCGCUGACAGUUAGGGGCUUAGCCAGUACAGAGAUACUCUUUCCUUUAUUUGCCCCUACAAGCUCUAAAAAUGAUAACUUCAAGCUCACAUACAGGUUGCCCUCCUCCUUCCAAGCCGCUGUUUAAUGCUUUUUAAUAUGAGGAAUUUCCGGAGAUGUUUACAUAUGGCUUACAUCCACCUUUUAUUCUUACUGACUUCUCAUCUUCAAAGUCGCCUCAGAGGGUAACCGGGCACCGGUAAACGAAAUUAAGCAAAAGGACGGACGUUUGCGUUCACCUCUAAAUGCCCCAUCUCCACGAACACCACGGCGGGCAUGCAAGGACGACGCUAUGUCGAAGAUCCUGUUAUGCUUUGAGAAGCUUUCCACCGAAUGCGAGGGCCCGACUGUUAGUCGACGCUACACUGUUCAGAGAACUCCUCAAAAACAAGCAACAACCCCACGUGAGUUUCAGUAUUUAAAGGUUUUGUCCACAAAUCCUCCAACACAAUCAGGUAAUCUGGGAAAUCAGGCAAUCUGUUUCAGCCUGCCGGUCUGUUGUUUUAUGGAUGUUCAUCAGUUUGUCAGUUUCACCUGUCUCCCUGUUCCUCGCCACCAAGGAUGUUAAUAUUUGCCAAGUACAGCGUCGUCGUUCGACGAAAGUUCAGCUGCGCAAUGUUUGCAUAUGGUCCCUGUCAGGAGGGGAGUAACCGCAAGAAUUCAGAUCCAUCCCACCAACCUUGCUGCUGACUACGCGGGGCUUCCAGGGGUGUUGGAUGUAGAGCGGCCUUCAGCGAAGGUUGUCUACGAAAUAGGUAGGCUUUCAGGUUUAAGAAAUAAACAGCUGUCGACCAGCACUGCUGUCUUGAGCCACUCAGCAAAAACAAAGACCUCGUUCCGAUAUCUGAGGGGGCUGACUGUGAGAUGGUGGCCGCACUUGGGAUCAAAUCAACUUGGUAUAUUAGACCUAGUAGGUACUGGACUCUCGCGUGAUGUGUGACGCAGACAUCGGUAGCGUGAGUGGUCCUGAUCACACUCAUAUGAGGACUUCUCUGAGCCUCAAGUUAGCUGUUGUCCAAAACCCACAAUCCGGGUGAAAUUACUGCGCAGAUCGUUUCAAGGGUCCCGCUAUUGUCAUAGGCUUCCGUGGAACUGUCUUCCACCCAUCCUACUGCACUGACGCAGGCGCCUUCAAUUAAAACCGGGUUCGAACUAAAGCAAACUCAAAAGUACCUAUCAGGAGGUACUUAUACCGUGACAUGUGUCACCACAAAGAUUAAAUUCUUGACUAACCGACCUCAUUUGUUGACAGAAGAAAGGCCACUCCUCUUCGUGACCAAGUCUGUCCAACUACAUUAAAGACUGGGGUUCUUCAGCAUGGGUUGACAGGCCAUUUGACAUGAGGCCAAUCUGUAAAACAAGCCUCGAGUAUAUGAGGCUUCUGCCAAAACAGUUAGCUUACACAGAAAUAAGCUCAGGAGACGUAUACUGACUUAGUAUUUGGUCGACUCGGAGCUUCUCUCAGCGGCAAACAUCUCUGUAGUUGGCCUAGAAUUCAGCUGGUACACUGCGCCCUCACCACUGACUGGCUGAGAUGGACGAGUUUUGCUCUGUGCUGGCUGGAAGGCGGAAUAAUUCGGCUCGACUCCGACUGCUGAGGACGCAGAGUUGGGCAAAUCAAGACCUGAGUGGGUAUGAUGAAAACUGACCUUCACCGCAUGUUUGAUCCCGUCGUCUCCGGUCUGUGGAGCUGGAGUGUUAAAUGACCCAACAUUACUGGGAGGAUUCCACGUCAGACGGACUGCAGUGGAGAGGACUCGCCGUAGUAUAAUGAACGUGCAGAACGCGGGGAAUGGUGGCCGGAGGACUCUUGCAGUUACAUUGAAUUCCGAUAUGAGUGCGAUCACCAGGUAAAGAAGCACAACUGACUCAGGCGGAAAAGUCGACUCCGCUAUCGACCCUGACAUGACGAAAUCGCGUUACCGAAUGCGGAGAUCAGAUCUCCUGUCUGCAUGACCUCAAACGCUCUAGAUCUGAGCACCUUCCGUCACACUCUCCUUCCACUCCCAACAAUGUAAUUUAAUUCCUGUCUUUUAGGAACUCUUCGGAAAGCAAGCCCAUAGUAAGUGCCGUGCAAAAUGACUGCUUUUGUUUAUUCCCAUUUUUGCUUCCUUUGUAUAAUGCAUUUAAAUCUCGAUCAUUCCCAGUGCCGACACAAAGUCGCCGUCUGACAGUAAUUUCUGUCCUAGCGACGACAGUUUCGCUUCCUCCUCUUAUUCGAGUGAAUCCUCGUAUUCGGAAUCUUCUUCAACGUCUUCCUUCUCUGCGGAUGAUUCUAGUGAUGACUGGGCGAAGCGGAAACCACACUCUCGUCGCCCAACGCAACUUAACAAGAAACCUCCAGUAGGCUUUGCGCCCUGAUUGUCAAGCCUAAUUAUGUUCCUGGAUGGAAAUCAUACUCUUUAAUAAUUAGCGGUCUUUAUUUUUAAAACUACAGUUUUCAACUGCUAACGAGGUAACAGUUCCUAAACGGGCCGCCGGGGAUACCGUUGACGAGAAAUCGAUCGCCAUCAAGUAAGGUUUUGAUCCGCACUAUUGUUUUCUUCUGUUUUCCAUAUUCUCAUGCAAAUGCCGCUUGCGCUCACGUGUGAGUCAGUAGUGUACUAUAUCGGCCCAAGAGUAAUUCCUUGAUCCCGCCUCGUCCAUAAAGGCGCCAUAGUCUGCCACAUUUCCACUCUUUAUCGUCAUCCACAUUUCCUGGUUUCCCAUAACCACCCAAAGAAAAUCAACCAGUCUCUACUUGACCGAUACGAAGUUAGUCCCAUAAAAACCUUAGACAAUUGCGGCCCGUUCUUCAAGUUUUCUUGCGGUGGUGAGACUUGAAAUUUGGCUUAAUGCAUCCCUUGUAUAUUGUUCGCCUCUAUUCCGUGAAGACUUUCGCAGUUUCUUCUCCCUCUCUUGACUAGAACAACCAUAAAUCUGGAGCUCAGUUUAAAAAUUCGGGGAUCCAACGCGGUCAGUCACUUGUGGCCUGAUCUUUUACAUCUUUUCAAACAUUGUGGCAGAAAUGGCAUCAGAAAUCGGGAGACAAUGCAGGAAAUGGCGUCUCCUUUUGCGUUUUUAUGAUUAACAGACGCUGGCACAGAAAUGGAUAACUGACUUUGUGUGACUGAUUUCGAACAACCACCUUUUAUUCCGUCCUUUUCAUGUGGUUUCGGCCAACGGUUGGAUUUACCAAAUCUAGGAUUUGGACCGGAAUUCUUUCAGGUUAUCCAAAAUACGACCUGGACUACUGGUUUGGGCCGUAUCGAUACUUCUUAGGGAAAUUUUGAUAAGUAUUGACGCUCACCGAUUGGCUUGCUUGCACGUCAACAAGUACUGCGAUUAAUGAGGAAUGUGAAAAAAUCGAAGAAUUCCUACAGAUAGUUAUGGACACCACUAUACCCCAAAAAGUUGUGGAUAAAGAUACAAUCAACUUGCACGAAUGGCGUCGGUGAAAGAAGGCGUAUGAGCAAUUUUGUUGGGCGUCUGCUCAUAUGCUCUGCUGCCGAACUUUCAGCUGCUUUGCGGUCUCAGAUGAACAAAAUGCGCAUCAUCUUCAAUCAAGGCAAGUGAAUCAAGCCAAUCGGAGAUCGGUAAUGGUAGUAUGUCGGUCUAAAUCGACGAAGAUCAUCGUUCCGGUCGUCCUUAGUCUCCUGAGUAUCAAAGACAGCCUACUCAUGACCCGCGGUUACUGACAAAAGCUUGCGCGCUAUCGACCUUAUCAUCUCCCUUCAUAUUCCUUAUGUUCUCGUGGGUUGCAAUACACAACAGCGACCGCUUUUCGGGUCCACUCACCAGUAGGCAUACGUGUUAUGUACUUUGAUUUAGUCUCUUCAGCCUGAUUGCGGCCGUUGGCGGUCUUGUCUACACAAUCCAAGUCGUCUUAUCAGCCUAAGCCUGUCCGUUGGGGGUAAUACCCGGUUUCCUCAAUGCCAUAAUAUCGAAUUGCAGCCGUUUGCUGUUGUUUCUUUUGGAAUGUGCAGUAAAAAAUGUGUUGCCCGUCAUCGCCUGAAACUGACACUCGAGCCAAUUUAAACAACCAAGCUUAACUGUCAUCUCUUUGCCAACAGACCCCAUGUUUCCAUUUUUCUUUCAGGCUCCAGAAAUCACUCUUUUCGGAAUGUCUACCGUGUCGGGAGCGCGAAUUCGACGCCGUUUUCGAGUUCCUCAUUGAGAGGCUUCAAACGCGCACAGGGGGGUAAGUUCCUCACCGAAUUCAGACGUAAAAAGGGUCACCUCGGGGUCGGCCUCGCUUUAUUUUCCCGGAAGUCUGAGUCGGGCAACUGGAGAUAAGAAUAUGCCCAGUGGCCAAUCUGACCUGAAGCCUCUAUUUAACACUUGCCACACGGCUGUUUGUUCCCGUUCGGACCUAAUGCAACAGCACAGGAAGUUUUACGGAACAAUUUUAGACCAUUAUUUCUGUAGAGACAACGACUGUUUUUUCCUGGUUGGUUGAUCAGGAACGGAUUUAAGUUUUUAAACGAAAAAACCACAACAGAACUCCCUCCCUCCAUCCGCACCUGUCCUUCUCCCCCUCCUGUCAGUCUCCCCGUCCCCGUCUAAUUUUUCUUUUCACUUGCCUCACCGAAGUAUGUUUUUUUUAGUUCCUCCUCGAAAUUGAGGUGA